AUGAAGCAGUGCUCUUAUGUUGAAGGAGAGCGGAAGUUGGUGUACCGUACGUGAGCUUAACGUGACGACAUUCCAUGUUUUCAGGAAAAAAAGAAGCGGAGGGGAAGCUGCAGUCUUUGCCAGAUCCUUUUCUGCUCGGAUCCAGAUGCAGGCACAGUUGACAAGGAUUUGAUGCGCGGGUGGAUGUUUGGAAGCCGCAGCUCUCCCGGUACCGCCCCCCACCUCAGAAGCCGUGCUAGCCUCAGACGGUCGGAUCCGGAGUGAGCCCUGUCCGGUCGGGUGAGGAUGGAGCUGUAAAGACCUGUCCAGGCCAAAGUGACGAUGGAGGAAACAGAAGAGCUCGGCGUGAGCUCAGCAGCUGAGCAUGGGACACAGAACAUGACUGGACCCUCCCCCUGAAGAGUGGCCAUGCUGGCUAUGAGCCUGCGGCGUAGAAACCACUGGGUCAAUGACAUCGGAUUGUGUUGGACUGAGUGAGCAGGAGAGCAGUGAUGUAAAAGAACAGGUCCUGACAGUCGACCCACUGCUGUGGUUCGGAGCGGAUGAGUUGGUGAGAACGCCGCAGACGAUGCAAGGCUGAGUUCUAUCGCUCUAUGUAGCCCCCCCCACAGGACCACCAGCUUUUAUUAUCAGAUAUUUAGGCUGUAGGUGAGGACCAUGCCUCGGAACCAGGCUUUUGCGGAACCAGAGUACUCUGCAGAGUACUCAGCAGACUACUCCGUGACCCUGCCCUCGGACCCGGGGCAGGCCGUGGGGCGAACACAUGAGGUUACCGUGCGAAGCUCGGGGUGCUGCCUCUGCCUUCCUCGCUUCAUGCGCCUGACCUUCGCUCCGGACUCCCUGGAGAAUUUAUACCAGACCUACUUCAGACGGCAGCGACACGAGACUCUGCUGGUGCUGGUGGUGUUCGCCGCUCUCUUCGACUCGUAUGUCAUCGUCAUGUGCGCGGUGGUCUACACCUCAGACAAGCUGGCCUCCGUCUUGGUGGCGUCGGCAGGACUAGCGGGGGACGUCAUCCUCUAUCUGCUGUGUCGCUUCGGGCUUCUCCCGGAUCGCAUCUCCAGACGGGUGGUGCCCUACGCGCUGUGGGUGCUCAUAGCAGCUCAGGUGUUCUGCUACCUGGGUCUGAACUACGCCCACUUCCACCAGGCCAGCGACACGGUGGGCUGGCAGGCCUUCUUCAGCUUCUCAUUCUUCCUGACUUUGCCUCUGAGGCUGACCCCCAUUGUGCUCAUCACCACUGUGUCGUGUGGCGUCCACACCCUGGUCUUAGGGGUCACCAUCGCUCAGCAGCAGCAGGUCGACAUCCAGGGAGCAGCUCUUGGUAGACAGCUCCUGGCCAACGCCUUCAUCUACGUUUGUGCCAUCACCGUGGGUGUCAUGUCCUACUACAUGGCUGACCGGAAGCACCGAAAGGCUUUUCUGGAGGCCAGACAGUCUCUGGAAGUGAAGCUGAACCUGGAAGAGCAGAGCCAGCAGCAGGAACGUCUACUUCUCUCCAUCCUUCCAAAGCACAUUGCAGAUGAGAUGCUUCAGGACAUGAAGAAGGAGCAGAGUCAGAAGGAGAUGCAGCAGUUUAACACCAUGUACAUGUACCGGCACGAGAACGUCAGCAUCCUGUUUGCAGACAUCGUCGGCUUCACCCAGUUAUCGUCGUCCUGCAGCGCCCAGGAGCUGGUCAAACUGCUGAAUGAGCUCUUCGCCCGCUUUGACAAGCUGGCUGCAAAAUAUCACCAGCUGAGGAUCAAGAUCUUGGGAGACUGUUACUACUGCAUCUGCGGGCUUCCAGACUACCGGGAGGACCACGCAGCCUGCUCCAUCAUGAUGGGCCUGGCGAUGGUGGAGGCCAUAUCGUACGUUCGAGAGAAGACCCAGACCGACGUGGACAUGAGGGUUGGAGUUCACAGUGGGACCGUGCUGGGGGGCGUGCUGGGGCAAAAGCGCUGGCAGUAUGAUGUGUGGUCUACAGACGUCACAGUGGCCAACAAGAUGGAGGCUGGGGGCAUUCCAGGCCGAGUUCACAUCUCUCAGAGCACCAUGGAGUGUCUUCACGGCGAGUUUGAUGUGGAGCCUGGGAACGGGGGCGAGCGCUGCGACUACCUAAGGGAGAGAGGCAUCGACACCUACCUGGUGGUUGUUCCCAAAGGGGCGGUGGGAAAGAACGGCAUCAGUGGUGUGAAGCUGUCCGUGACAUCUUCUGGAGGAAACUCCCCACAGCUCAUCAACACCACAGAAUGCAACGGCAGUGCAAACACGGCCUGCACCACGCCGGAGGAACCCGAGGAGCUGGACACCAAGGUGGUGAAUCCAUCUUUCCCAAACCCUCGGAGGAGGCUGAGACUGCGGGACCUGGCUGAACGGGUGAUUGACGCUCAGGAAAACGAGGCAGAGCUCAACAAACUGCUGAACGAAGCCCUGCUGGAGAGGGAGACGGUCCAGGCGCUGAAGGGGAAGAACACCAACCAGCUGUCGCUGAGGUUUGUGGACCCAGAGCUAGAGACCCGUUACUCUGUGGAGAAGGAGAAGCAGAGCGGCGCUGCCUUCUGCUGCUCCUGUGUGGUUCUGCUCUGCACCACGUUCAUGGAGGCUCUCCUUGACCCAUGGAUGAUCGCCAACUAUGUCACGUUUGCAGUGGGGGAGGUUCUGCUGCUCAUCCUGACCAUCUGCUCGCUGGCCGCCAUCUUCCCCCGAGUGUAUCCCAAGAAGCUCGUGUCCUUCUCCACCUGGAUUGACCACACCCGCUGGGCUCGAAACACCUGGGCCAUGGCGGCCAUCUUUAUCCUCAGCAUGGCGGACACCAUCGACAUGCUGAGCUGUGGACCCCCAGAAUCGGAUCCUCGCAGCACCACACCGGCCCCCGCCCCCUCUGGACGGGCCAGCCUGGAAGGCUGCUGGAACAAUCCCAAAUACUACAGCUACGUGGCGGUUCUGGCUCUGAUGGCCACCACCAUGCUGGUCCAGGUCAGCCACAUGGUCAAGCUCACGCUGAUGCUGCUGAUCACCGUGACGACCGGCGUGGUGAACAUCUACAGCUGGAGGAGCAUCUUCGACCGCUAUGACGCCGUCCGCUUCAAAGAGUACAGGUCGGCUCUGGUUCCCUCCAAGGUCACCGUUACAGUUAUGAUCUUCGUCAUGAUGAUCAGCUUCUAUUAUUUUUCCAGACAUGUGGAGAAGCUGGCUCGCACUCUUUUCCUGUGGAAGAUCGAGGUCCAUGAGCAGAAGGAGAAAGUUUACGAAAUGCGGCGCUGGAACGAAGCCCUUGUGACCAACAUGCUGCCGGAGCACGUGGCUCGACACUUCCUGGGCUCCAAGAAGAGGGAUGAGGAGCUGUACAGCCAGUCCUAUGAUGAAAUCGGAGUCAUGUUCGCCUCAAUCCCAAACUUCUCUGACUUCUACACCGAGGAGAGCAUCAACAACGGAGGCAUCGAGUGCUUACGCUUCCUGAACGAGAUCAUCUCAGACUUUGACAGCUUGCUGGAUGAGAUUCAGUUUCGCUGCAUCACAAAGAUCAAGACUAUUGGCAGCACUUACAUGGCGGCAUCAGGAGUCACACCAGACGUCAGCAACGGCUACAACUGUGUGAAGAGGGAGGAGCAGUCUGACAGGGAGCGCUGGCAGCACCUUGCAGACCUGGCAGACUUCGCCCUGGCGAUGAAGGUCACCCUCAUGAACAUCAACUACCAGUCCUUCAAUAACUUCAUGCUACGCAUAGGUCUGAAUAAGGGAGGGGUUCUGGCGGGAGUGAUCGGCGCACGCAAACCUCACUACGAUAUCUGGGGCAACACCGUCAAUGUUGCAAGCCGUAUGGAGUCUACGGGGGUGAUGGGCAACAUCCAGGUGGUGGAGGACUGCUACAACAUCCUGAAGGAAUAUGGCUUCCGCUUCGUGAAGAGAGGACCCAUCUUUGUGAAGGGCAAAGGGGAGCUGCUCACCUACUUCCUGAAAGGAAGAGACAAGCAGGGCUCCUUCAUCAACGGCUCCUCCGUCACCCUGCCUCACCAGGUGGUGGACAGCUGAGCUCUGCUCACCCAGAAGGACAUGCUUCAUACACACCUUUGUAGGGCCCAUCUACCAUCAGAUCUGCUGAGGGUUCUGUGGAUGCAAAGAUGUGUGUAGAUUAUGUCAGACUCCACCAAUUUAAAACAUACGUGAUGAGAAGAAACUACCAAGAAUAAAACACAGACAGCAGGCCUCACAUCUACAGCACACUCACAGAAACUUCUACAGGAUUUUCACAGAGACGUUAGUGAAACCGAGUCAUUCCUUUAGUCUAUAGCGGACAGUCAGUCAGACCUUCCUGUGGAUCUUCAGACGUGAAGCCUUUGCUCCAGCCUGACCAACUGUUGUGAAGUUUGGUUUCUUCACCUGGAUGGACUCAAGACAGACUGUCUAUAAUGUAUGGAGAACUGCUUUGUGUUCUCAUUUCACCUGCUGCAGCACACAUGUGGAGAACGGGAUUGAGCAUGUUCUGUCACGACAGAUGUGCUGCCUCGUUCUUCUACGGCCAUCGUUCCAGCUUCCAACGUUUCUGAUUUCUUAAUUGUCAGUUUGUGUUGACGAGCUCAGAGAGACGGCCUGAGAACCUGCAGCGGCUGUGUGAGGAAGAGGCCAUUCCUGCGGCGUCCUCGCUCGGUCUGUGGAACCGUGUUCACCCAUAACCCCUCAAAGCCUUCAGUGUGUUUAAAAUGGGAGGUCUGGUUCUGCUCAAAGAGAGAGGGGUGGACCGGACGGUUCAGACGGAGCAUCUGUGAAUGUGAGAUAACUGUCGGAAAACAACGCCUUGGAAUUGGGAACAACAGAGAGCACUUUAAUUCUUUAAAACCCAAACAGUUUCUGACUGGAGCUGCUGCUGGAACUGAAUGUUCUGAGGCUGGAACUAUCGGAAAGCUGGUCCGCCUGGUUCUGUUCACCUGAGUUUUUAGUGAAUGGAAAUCGCCAUGCACAGCCAUACCUACAGAUUGUCCCUGUUUCGGUUUUCAAGUUGGAGAUUUUUGACUGAUCCCUCGUUCUUUAUAGUUGAUUGUCAUUACAUUAUUUCAUUAAAAAAGUCAUGACAAAUACAA
Oryzias melastigma (Indian medaka) is the source of this 5063-nucleotide messenger RNA. RefSeq names its product adenylate cyclase type 3. The coding region runs from base 658 to 4017 and encodes 1119 amino acids. Gene Ontology annotation, molecular function: adenylate cyclase activity. Gene Ontology annotation, cellular component: plasma membrane. The record is from RefSeq and is a predicted model, not a curated record. Lineage: Eukaryota; Metazoa; Chordata; Actinopteri; Beloniformes; Adrianichthyidae. Gene Ontology annotation, biological process: adenylate cyclase-activating G protein-coupled receptor signaling pathway; intracellular signal transduction; cAMP biosynthetic process. The transcript is spliced from 21 exons.